AGGAGUCAGUCUUCCUGUUUUGGAGUGGGCACUGCUAGCUCAGAGUGGUGUGGGGGGCACGUGGUAGCGUGUUGGCAUCUUCUGGGUCCUGCUUGAAGAAAGGGAGCAUCUGGCCCAUCAGCCUUGCUGAGUCUGGCAGAGUUGUGUGGGGAGCAUGGCACACGCCGCUCACUUAGAGCCAGGCAGCAACCAGAGGGGUGGAGUCUGCUGCUAGGAAUCUCUGGGCUGCUCUGGCAGUGCCCAGCACACGUCCUCUUGUUGCUACCUAUGCCUUUUGUGCUUUAUACGGGCAGGAGGCUGCAGGGAAGAGCCCAAACCAGGGUGGGCAAAGGAGUCUCUCCUCCCUCCUUUGCCUUUCCCUAGAUGAAAAGAGGGAGGAAAGUGGGAGGGGCCCAUCCCAAGGUAUAAACAGCCCAGCUGGGCUGGCUGAAGCUUUUUGGAGAAAGGUUAUGCUGGUGGCUGAUUGGCUGGCUAUCCUCUGCUUUGGCUACAGGAGUGAGGAAGAAUGAAGUGGGAAGGCUUCUACGCCCUUGUUAUUGGCGUGAACCGUCACUCCACUGCCAUUGGCCGCAUCUGGCUCUCCGUGGUGUUCAUCUUCCGCAUCAUGGUGCUGGUAGUGGCUGCCGAGAGCGUCUGGGGAGACGAGCAGUCAUCCUUCACCUGCAACACACAACAGCCCGGCUGCAAGAAUGUCUGCUACGACUACUACUUCCCCAUCUCCCACAUCCGCCUGUGGGCCCUCCAGCUCAUCCUGGUGACGACGCCAGCCUUGCUCGUGGCCAUGCACGUGGCUUACCAGCAGCACCAGGAGAAAAAGCUCUUGGUGAUGACAGGCCACGGGGACACCAAGCACUUGGAGGAGGUCAAAAAGCACAAGAUGCGCAUCUCGGGGUCGCUGUGGUGGACAUAUGUCUGCAGCGUGAUCUUCCGCAUCAUCUUUGAGGCCACCUUCAUGUACAUCUUCUACAUGAUCUACCCCGGCUACCAGAUGAUCCGCCUGGUCAAGUGCGACGUUUACCCCUGCCCCAACACGGUCGACUGCUUCAUCUCGCGGCCCACCGAGAAGACCAUUUUCACUGUCUUCAUGCUGGCCACCUCAGGCAUCUGCAUCAUUCUGAACAUGGCAGAAGUGGUCUUCCUGCUGGUGAGGGCCUGCGCCCGCCGUGUUAACGAAAGCCACAACCCCUCUUCGGGAAAGAGUUCCUUCCUGAGCCACAAGCUCUCCGAGUACAAACAGAAUGAAAUCAACCAGCUGCUGACGGAGCAGGACAGCUCCCUCAAAGACAUUCUCCGGCGGAACUCAGGGGUACAAGAGAAGAGCGACCGCUGCUCAGCAUGCUAAGGAUCUCAGAGCCGGAAUGGGGUGGGUGGGUGUUACUUGGUUAUAGCACGCCAGGCCUGAUAGCAGAGCACAGGGAGGGAACUCUUCUAUGGGCUUGAGCCUGCGGGGCCUGCCCUGCUGAGUGAGCUCCCCAACACUGCCUCAAGCCCUUCUGCUGGGCUUCUCUCAAGAUUCCCCUUCAGCCACACGCCCCCUUCGCCCUGCCUUUUUCUGUCGUCUCCCUACUGCUAGCCCACAACGCACAGGCUCUGUGAUCAUUGGUACAAAUGCACAGAAUUUGCCCACUGCAGGAUUUCUGUUGAAUAUGCCUCUGGUGGUGAUUAACUAAGCCCCAGCAGCCAGUGCUGUUAGGGGAGACGUGGCAGGCACUAGGACUCCCCUUGUGGUCACCACCCUGGCAGUCCCUUUGGGUCAAAGAAACCUGGACUGCAGAAUUUGGGGGCCUUUAUCUGCCUGGCUGGGGCCCUCUUCCCUAUGCCCUCCAAGGUCAUUAUCUCCCUUACUUUCUCCAAGGAAAGCAAGACAGGCAGGCAGGGAGGAAAACCCAAAAUGUUAAGCCCAAAGAUUUUAUUCUUAGUGUGCUUUCUACAUCCUGGAUGCAAACAUGAAUCCAUACGGCGUAGUUCAGGGGCAUUUGUGGUGCAGAAUUCGUCUUCAGGCACUGCAAGAACUCAUACUCUGUCUCAUCAAGGGUUUUUAAUUUCCCCAGCUGUUCCUUAGCCUACCAUAUUAUUCUUGUUUCUUCCUAGUCCUCAUAUCCCCCCCCCCCGGGUCUGCCUCAUGCUUUGGAGGGAAAGGUUUGUAUCACCAUGGUGGUGCUGCUGCUCAUGGUGGGGAAAUGGUGCCUUUAAGAAGCACAAUGUUGAAAAGGUCAACUGAUGCAGCUUUCACUGUUACUGCCAGAUCUUGCUCGCUAGGCAGAGGUCAAAGGAUGGACAGCCUUCCCAAGGAACAACUUUGCAAUCCCUCCCACAUCUCUACAAAAUUGCUGCUCCUUUUAGCCAGGGGACAAAGAGGGUUUUUUGGGAGUGGGUGGGGAGCUGUUCCUAGGCUGCUAGUAUCGCCCCCAGCUACAUCUCACUGUACCAAAGCAGUCACAGUAUUAAAGCUGGUUUCACAGUU
This is a messenger RNA of Rhineura floridana, 2464 nucleotides long. RefSeq names its product gap junction protein beta 1 (gene GJB1). Gene Ontology annotation, cellular component: connexin complex. The coding region runs from base 506 to 1342 and encodes 278 amino acids. The record is from RefSeq and is a predicted model, not a curated record. Lineage: Eukaryota; Metazoa; Chordata; Lepidosauria; Squamata; Rhineuridae. The transcript has 2 exons. Gene Ontology annotation, biological process: cell communication.